AUGGAUAAUACUAGUCCAUCUGCUCUUUGCUGGAGUGUUAAAGGAUCACCUGGAAGCCCUGCAUCUGGAACUGCAAUUCCAGGGAAAGGGGUUGUCAUUUGCAAGUAUCCAUAUGACCCUACUGUUGUUUUGGGGUACCUGUCUGUUGGUUUUCUGGUUGCCUCAACUGUGGCUGGGUACUUUUCUUUGUUUUACCCUUACCAAGGAAAGUCCAUUCCGCAGUCAGCCAUGUUUCGAAGCACUAGCUUCGUCGUAUUCUUCAAUAUUGCUGUGUAA
This is a messenger RNA of Thlaspi arvense, 276 nucleotides long. Lineage: Eukaryota; Viridiplantae; Streptophyta; Magnoliopsida; Brassicales; Brassicaceae. The record is from the annotation of a GenBank genome assembly.